This is a messenger RNA of Talaromyces proteolyticus, 2370 nucleotides long. RefSeq names its product OPT oligopeptide transporter protein-domain-containing protein. Gene Ontology annotation, biological process: transmembrane transport. The transcript has 11 exons. Bases 1 to 2370 code for a protein of 789 amino acids. NCBI's taxonomy places the organism in Eukaryota, Fungi, Ascomycota, Eurotiomycetes, Eurotiales, Trichocomaceae. The record is from RefSeq and is a predicted model, not a curated record. Gene Ontology annotation, molecular function: oligopeptide transmembrane transporter activity.
AUGCAAGUCAGAGGAACAGUGGAUAAUGUGCUUCAAGUCCACGUCAACGACCCAAAUUUCCCCUCUGCGAUUCUUAACAAGUUUGCUGAGUUCAAACGCACCCGGGACGUCGAUACAUCAGACAAGCCAACACUCACAUUGCUGAGUGGGCAAGUCUACUUGCUGGUGGCUCUGAUCUUGACCAACAGCCCGUACCCCGAAGUGCGCGCCAUCGUCAGCAACGACGAUGACCCACAGAUUCCUUGCUCAACGAUCCGAUCAUGGGCCAUCGGCCUCUUCUUUGUCGUUGGUGCAUCAGUGGUGAAUCAGCUGUUCAGUAUCCGUCAGCCCCCAAUUGGCGUCGAUGUCAUGGCGAUUCAGCUCUUGUCGUAUCCCUUGGGAAAGGCAGCAGAGCGAUUCCUGCCUGACGUUGGGUUCACGUUCCGGAGCGUACGCCACAGCUUCAACCCAGGACGAUUCAGCCAGAAGGAACAUCUUUUGAUUACCAUCAUGGCAAACGUGGGAACAAAUCGGCCAUACUCGAAUUUCAUUGUCUGGACUCAAGUCCUCCCCAAAUACUUCAACCAGCCCUAUGCAAGAACCUUUGGUUAUCAGCUCUUGCUUUCUCUGUCCUCUGAUAUGAUGGGAUAUGGGCUCGCGGGACUGUGCCGCAAGUUUCUCACAUAUCCAUCCUUCUGUCUGUUUCCCCAGAGUCUCGUCACGCUCGCACUCACCAACACUCUCCACCAUCAGGAGAAUUCGACAGUCACCGGACCCUUCAGGCGAAUAUAUAAGCUGUCCCGGUUCCGAUACUUCGUGUUUGCCUUCGUCGGGAUGUUCUGCUACGCGUGGCUCCCGGGCUAUUUGUUCGGAGCAUUGAGUAUAUUCAACUGGCUUAGUUGGAUUUCCCCACGCAACGUCAAUCUCGUUGCCAUAACUGGAAUCUUAACUGGUAUGGGCCUCAGUCCCCUCCCAACAUUGGACUGGAACAUGGUUACGACAGUAGUCGAUCCCCUUGUGGUGCCACUGAUUUCCACCCUGAAUAUAUUCGGCGGUGUCAUCAUCAGCGGCGCUCUCAUCAUGAUCUUCUGGUACACUAAUACAUACUGGGCCUCUUAUCUGCCCAUCAAUACCAACAGGCUUUUCAAUCGUUGGGGUAAGGCGUAUAAUAUCUCAGAAAUACUGGAUUCGCAUGCCGUUCUCGAACAGGCUAAAUAUCAGCAGUAUUCACCCGCCUUUCUAGCGCCGAGCAGCAUAGUCCAGUAUAGCUUCUUCUUCGCGACAUACUCCGCGCUCAUCACGUAUACCAUCCUGUAUCAGGGCCAGGCCAUCAGGAUGGGGUUUAGGAAUCUCAUCCAGAAGAACGGUCGGAAGGCGGCCAGCGCUCAUGAUGUCCAUUCUAUGCUCAUGUGCAGAUAUAAGGAGGUUUCCGAGAUAUGGUACACCGCGCUUAAUGUGGUGGCACUUGGCCUUGCCCUUGGCGUUAUUAGGGGCUGGCCAACCUACACAAAUGUCGGAAUAGCCUUUAUGGCGUUCAUUAUUGCAGCUGUCUUCCUUAUUCCGCUAGGUCUGAUCUACGCCAUGACAGGGAUUAGUAUCAAUCUGAAUGUGCUUUCGGAAUUCUUAGGUGGUCUCUGGACUCCCGGAAAUGCACUGUCGGUGAACUUUUUCAAGCUGUACGGAUAUACGACCAUUUCCAACGCACUACCAUUCAUCAGCGAUCUUAAACUAGCGCACUACGCGAAGAUCCCGCCGUGGCACACUUUUUGGGCGCAGGUCGUCGCCACGAUCGUAUCGGCCGUUGUGUGCACCUCUGUGCUCAACUAUCAAAUCGAUGGAAUUCCGGAUGUUUGCGAAAGUACUCAGAAGGAUCGCUUCACCUGUCCUGGAGUCAAUACUUACUUCACUGCCUCGGUGAUCUUCGGUAGCAUUGGCCCUCGCAGAAUGUUUGGUGCCGGAGGUCCGUACACAGCAUUACUUGCUGCCUUUCCAAUUGGUCUAAUGCUGCCGGUGCUGCUCUACUUUGCGCAAGGUCAAGUAUCCUGGCUGCGCCAUAUCCAUCCGGUGAUGUUGUUGCAUGGAGGGGCCACUUGGUCGCCUUUUAAUUUCGCCUACAUCUGGCCCGCCGUACCGAUUUCAAUGCUUUCAAUGGCCUACCUCAAGAAACGAUAUCUGGCAUUCUGGGCCAAGUACAAUUAUAUCACGUCCGCAGCCUUCUCUUCAGCAAUCGCAAUUGCCAGUCUGCUGAUAUAUUUUAUACUGCAAUCUAAUGGCAUCGAGUUGUCCUGGUGGGGGAAUGAUGCAGAUUCUGGAUGCGAAGCCCACGCAUGCGCACGACAUAUACUGACAGGCGACGAAUACUUUGGUCCGCGAGAGGGAGAAUGGACUUGA